Messenger RNA from Drosophila innubila, 915 nucleotides. RefSeq names its product 3-oxoacyl-[acyl-carrier-protein] reductase FabG-like. Bases 83 to 850 code for a protein of 255 amino acids. Gene Ontology annotation, molecular function: oxidoreductase activity. The record is from RefSeq and is a predicted model, not a curated record. Lineage: Eukaryota; Metazoa; Arthropoda; Insecta; Diptera; Drosophilidae. The transcript has a single exon.
CGAAAAUACUAAUUAGAAGCUGCGGCAGAUGCGCAUUUAAAGCCAAGCCAAACUGCUUACAUAAUACCACAGACAGAAUAAUAUGAAUUUUGCCGGCAAGGUUGUGCUGAUAACUGGUGCCAGUUCCGGCAUUGGUGCCGCAACAGCCGUGAAAUUGGCCAAAUACGGAGCUAGCCUGGCGCUCAAUGGACGCAAUGUGGACAACUUGAAGAAGGUGGCCGAGGAUUGCAAUGCUGUUGAUGCAGCACCCGCCGUCGUUGUGGGCGAUAUUAGCAAGGAAGCGGACACGGAGCGCAUCUGGCAGGAGACACUGCAGAAAUAUGGCAAAUUGGAUGUGCUCGUGAACAAUGCGGGUAUCCUCGAGAGCGGUACCAUUGAGAACACUUCAUUAGAGCAGUAUGACCGUGUGAUGAACACCAAUCUGCGUGCCAUAUAUCACUUGACCAUGCUGGCUACUCCGGAACUGAUCAAAACCAAGGGCAACAUUGUCAAUGUGUCCAGUGUGAAUGGCAUUCGCUCCUUUCCCGGCGUCUUGGCCUACAACAUCUCCAAGAUGGGUGUCGAUCAGUUCACGCGCUGCGUUGCCCUCGAGCUGGCAGCGAAGGGAGUGCGCGCCAAUUGUGUGAAUCCGGGCGUAACAGUGACCAAUCUGCACAAGCGUGGUGGCAUGGAUGAGCUGGCCUAUCAAAAGUUUCUGGAGCACUCAAAGAGCACACAUGCCUUGGGCCGGCCAGGCACCACCGAUGAGGUGGCUAACGCAAUUGCCUUUCUGGCCAGCGACUUGGCCAGCUUUACCACCGGCGUCAGCCUCGCCGUCGACGGCGGACGACAUGCCAUGUGCCCACGUUGAUGUGGAGACUUGACCAAAGAUCAGUUAAUGCAUUUCUUACAAUAAAAUGAAUCACAAAACUUGAA